AUGGGCCUCUCAAAAACGAACAGGAUCUUGAUCCUGCUGGUCAUUGACACCGCAUUUUUCCUCCUGGAAUUAAUAGCCGGUUAUUCGGUUCAUUCGCUCGCUCUCGUGGCCGAUUCCUUUCAUAUGUUGAAUGAUGUCAUAUCGUUAUUGGUCGGAUUAUGGGCUGUCAAGGUUGCCAAUCAGGAAACGAAGUCGAAAAUGUACACCUACGGGUGGCAACGUGCGGAAACCCUCGGUGCCUUGGUGAACGGUGUCUUCCUCGUCGCCUUGUGUUUGUCCAUUUUCCUCGAAGCAAUCCAGAGACUCGUCGAGCCACAGGAAGUGAAGAAUCCGAAGUUGGUUUGCAUUGUUGGAUGCUUGGGCCUCCUAUCGAAUCUACUUGGUCUCCUCCUCUUUCAUGAGCACUCUCACGGCCAUGGACAUGGACAUGACCAUUCGAACGAAGAUAUCGAAGAUGUCGAUGCAGCGGAACAAGGGCUUGCUCAUGGUCAUGGGGAAACUACUCUGGCGGACAAGCGGGCUUCUACAGUCACCCGCGACGAUGCAAACGGUGGUACCGAACCAUCUUCUCCUUACUCACGAAAGCGCCGAACUCUGGACUCUCAACGCAGUUCUCGUCGGUACAGCACCGGGACCGGGCGUGGUAUCUUGGGUGUUGAAGACAUUCAAGUUCACCCAGCUACGAUGAGACAGGAGAUCAUUGCUGCCAGUCGGAAUCGCUUCGACGAUGUGUCUUCCGAAUCGGACAGUGACCAGCGAGAAUAUGACGACGGGGACGGUCAGCCGUCGGAGCGAACGAAUCUUCUUGGCAGCAAGGACAGAGCGACCAACUACACCGAUGAGAGCGAUACAGCGCACAAGCGGCAAGAACCCACAGGUGAUGACGACAUCCACCAGUCCCACAACCACGCGCAACCAAAGCCCAAGGAAGGCAAGCAUAAUCACGCACACGGACACGAUCUUAACAUGCGUGGGGUCUUUCUUCACGUUAUGGGCGAUGCGCUUGGCAAUAUCGGUGUGAUCGUUUCGGCUUUAAUCAUUUGGCUGACCAACUACUCAUGGCGGUUCUACGUCGAUCCUGGUAUCUCUCUGGUGAUUACAGUGAUCAUCCUUGCAUCUGCGAUUCCGCUCUGCAAGGCCGCGUCUCGCAUCCUUUUGCAAGCAGUGCCUGCAGGAUUGAGUAUUGAUCACAUCAAAGAAGAUAUCGAGCGUCUUCCUGGCGUCAUCGGAUCUCAUCACUUGCAUGUGUGGCAACUCAGUGACACUAAGCUUGUUGCUUCGAUCCACAUCCAGGUGGACACGGAGAUCAAGGGUGAAGGAUCCGAGCGUUACAUGCGUCUUGCCAGACAGGUUAGGAAAUGCCUACAUGCUUAUGGAAUCCAUUCGUCCACCAUCCAGCCCGAGUUCGCCCCGGAUAGCGAUGCGGAGGACAAUCAAGCGCUUCCUUCAUCGUCUCGUGGAAGCAAUGAUGAACCCUCCGGGUCCAGCAAGCUGCCAAGUCUAGCCGCAAGCCUCCGAGAAGGAGAUCCUCAGGCGUGUCUUCUUGAAUGCGGCGAGGAAUGCGCCCAAAAGGGCCAAUGCUGCCCCAAGAAGUCGUAG
This is a messenger RNA of Aspergillus lentulus, 1599 nucleotides long. RefSeq names its product cation diffusion facilitator family transporter. The record is from RefSeq and is a predicted model, not a curated record. Gene Ontology annotation, biological process: intracellular zinc ion homeostasis; zinc ion transmembrane transport. Lineage: Eukaryota; Fungi; Ascomycota; Eurotiomycetes; Eurotiales; Aspergillaceae. Gene Ontology annotation, molecular function: zinc ion transmembrane transporter activity. Gene Ontology annotation, cellular component: membrane.